AUGCCAAGCACGCUACUGUUUGCGAACAACAAUGAAGGCCGAGUCUACGCGCUCUCCACCUCCGGUACGGCCUGGCGCGAGUUCCUGUACUUGGGACUGGAGUUUAAAAAGAUAAGUGUUGUGCCUCACUUUAUGUGGGCCAUCGGUGGAGAUCGGCAAGUUUAUGUGCACGUGCACGGACUGGACGUUCCGAUACGCAUCAAGGAGGAAGCGUUCGAAAACGAACGAUGGCUGCCGAUCGAAGGUUUUUCCAGCCAUCUGCUGCCGACCGAUCGGUACCAUUUCUCCAAUGUCGACGGUACGGUUGAUCGCCAGAUUGAUAAGCUGCGGUUGCCUUCUAUGGCGUGGCAGUGGGAAGGCGAGUGGCAACUUGAUCUCACCCUCGAAGGCCAGCCGCUGGAUCACGAUGGCUGGACGUACGCAGUCGAUUUUCCGGCCACCUACCAUCCGCAGAAAAACUGGAAAUCGUGCGUGCGGCGUCGGAAAUGGAUACGCUUUCGACGCUACUGUGCACUGAAUUCGUGGUGCGCCGUGGCUCCGCUGCAUAAGGAUCCUACGCAGGAACCGUUCAUCGAUGUUUCGAUUGGUGGUUCGAUCGUUCCGGGCAGCCCAUCCGGUUUGCUGCUUGUAUGGGCCGUAACUGCGCAUGGGCGGGUGAUGUUUCGGUCAGGGGUCAGUACGACGGCUCCAGAAGGACUUCGUUGGACUGCCGUAACGACACCGUCCGGUUGCGAAGUGUCGCAGAUCGCGGUCGGUGCCACAGGGUUGGUUUGGGCCGUUCUAUAUAAUGGCCGCGCUAUCGUACGGGCUGGCGUCACGAGGGACGCGCUAACCGGGAGCGCUUGGCUGGAGGUGAAACCACCGGGAGCGAACCUGAAGAUUGUUCAAGUAGCUAUCGGCACCAACUCGGUCUGGUGUGUCACGAACGACAAUCACGUGUGGUUCCGACGUGGGGUCCGCGGCGAAGCGUCCGGCGUCAGUGAAGAUGCGGCCAUUGGCAGCAGCUGGGUCGAAAUGGUUGGCAAUAUUUCGCACAUUUCCGUGGCCGCCAACGAUCAGGUGUUUGCCGUUGGAUCGGAGGAUCGGGCCCUGUACUUCCGCUCGGGCGUUUCCAGCAGUGAUCCGACCGGUAAGAAGUGGCGCCUCAUUCAGCUUCCGAUGCAGCUGAGCCGCACUUCGAGCAACUUUUCGUUUUCAAGUCGCCAAAGUGGCAGCAGCUCCCCAACGGCCAAGCACCGCAGCCUGAACAGUCUGUACCGCGAACGUCUGCAGCAGGAGACGAUGGGCAGCGACGAGGGCGGUGUUGGUUCAGCGAUCGGCGCCGGGAUCGAGGAAACUUCUCGUUCAGCCCCAACGGCAAACAUCAAAAGCAGGCCCGAGCUGUGGAACAAGCCGGAACUGUCGCCGGAUGUGAUCGCGCAGCAGAUUGAAGCGAAACACGUUGGCAGUCUGGUGGAGCGCAAAUUGGUGCAGAAAAUGUCGCUCGAAAGCAUGACAGCGUCGAGCGUGCCGCUGAACGAAGUUUACGAGAUUUCCGGCAAACAGCUGAAAAAUUCCCGGGCCUGGAGUCCGGUCCGGUCGGUGGGAUCCGUUGUUGGGACCGAGGCUCAUCCGGAAACCGAUUCGAUUGUGUUCGAGGGUGAAAGCUCGCGCGAUUCGGGCGUUUUUGGUGAAUGCGAAGAUCACGGAGGGUCCCAGAACUGGACGGACUGCGGAGUGCUGUGGGUCGGGUGCUCUGCCGGGGCCGUGACGGUCGACCCGCAUCUGCUGCCGAACUGGUUCCACGACAGUGUCUCGCAGACAAACGCCGCCGAGGAAGUGAACCAAUCUUGGCGACUGAAACUACUGGACGAUCUGAAGAACCGAUUGCCGGCCAACGUGUUGGAAAGCGGUGCCUACGCACACUACGAGAAAGCGAUCGCGAUGAGCUCAUGGGUCAAAUCGGGAGAAGCACGAUGCGCCAAGACGGGCCAUCCGUUCGAGGACUGCUUGAUCGAGCUCGAGUGGGUGAACAAUCAAGAGUGUGGGCCCGAUUCAGGAACAUUGACCGUCCUGAACCCGGACGGAAUCACAACCAAGAUGCAGCUGUCAUUGUCCGAAAUCACCGCCAUCAUGUGCUGCAGUGAGCCGGGCUCGCCGCGUCUAGCGAUUCAUGCUCCGCGUCUAACACCCGGUUCAUCGCCCUUGAAGCUGCAGUUCAGUGGAGACACGGAUUUAGAAGAUUGGAGUUCACACCUCACUUCCGUGUGCUGUCAGAUCAACGAAGUGCAGGGAAGGCCUGCCACUAAUGCCAUGUGGAUCACGUCCGGAUUAGGCGAUGUUUUUGCUUUCGAUCCCACCAAUCUGCAGGCUUCGCAAUGGAGCCAGGAAGCGCAAGGCUACCGCUUGGAACUGGACCUAAAAGCUGCCGAAACUCCCUACUUAACUGCGCUUUACAACGGUAUGCUUAUCGGUUCACGAUUGGAAAUUACCGGUUUCGUGUAUGAUGACGCCGACCAGAUCCGUUUCGACCUGCAAGCGCACCCGACGGUACGCGUCCGGCACAAACCCGAAUCGCAGCGUAACAUUCCUCUCCACAUCAACCCACGGUUCAAUGAAAAGUUGACCGUCUUCAACUCCAUGCUGGCUUCGCAGUGGAACGAGGACGAAAUACGCGAUCGGCGUGUUUCCUUUGCGCCAGGGGCAGAGUUUAAGCUCGAGAUAUGGAGCGCCGCUGAUGGAUUUCGGGUGCGAGUCAACGAGAAGGACCACCCGACGUUUCACUAUCGUAGCGGGUUGGCCCCGGACAUGGUGUGCAGCUUAUACAGCAGCGGACGCGUCAAGAUACUGCACAUAACGUAUGACAGCCCGAAGCUGAUACUUCCACUGCGUGACGUGUACUGGCGACAGAUUGGUGGCCACAUGAAACGAGUGAUCGCCUGCAAGGCAGGUGUAGUUUGGGGUCUGGGCUAUGACAAUACCGUGUGGAUGUACACGGGCGGCUGGGGUGGCACUUUCCUGAAAGGACUGGAGAAUAGCACCCACGGCAUCAAUCCGAUGACGGACACCCAAAACUACUACAUCUAUGAGAACCAACGGUGGAACCCACUGUCGGGCUUUUCGUCCACGGGUCUACCGACGGAUCGGCACAUGUGGAGCGAUAUAACAGGCAAGCACAAACGGAGCAAGGAACAUGCGAAACUGUUGUCGAUGCACUGGCAGUGGAUCAGUGAUUGGAUGGUGGACUUUCACAAUCCCGGUGGCGUGGACCGGGACGGAUGGCAGUAUGCCGUUGACUUCCCCGCUUCGUACCAUGCGAAGAAACAGUUCACCGACUACGUGCGACGCCGCCGAUGGUACCGUAAGUGUCGGCUGACAACCAGUGGACCGUGGCAGGAAAUUGGCAACACGAAAAUAGUAGACGUGUCGCUGCAACCGGACAGCGAUGCAGCGGACUGUUCGAUUACUGUGUGGGCCAUUGCGGCCAAUGGCGAUGUACUGCUUCGCCGGGGCGUGUCACAGUCUCAACCCGCAGGAACGGGAUGGGAGCACGUGCCCUGUGAUCAGCCCCUGAUCAGCAUCAGUAUUUACGGGAACAAGGUUUGGGCGGUGGGAAAAAAUGGAGCGGCUCUUAUGCGGUGUGGCAUAACGGUGGAAAAUACGAUCGGGACUAAAUGGCAAUCGAUUGAAGCACCCGGUGGCGUUAGCUUCAAACAGAUCUCCGUAGGAAAGUGUGGUAUUUGGGUGCUGGACACGACCGGGCGUCUAGCUGUGCGGAAGGAGAUUAAUGAAACGUUCCCCGAAGGCAGCCACUGGCAGCUGUUGCAAAACAUCUUGAACGAUCCGCCGCACUACGAGGGAAACAUUGGCUUCAAAAAUGUUUCCGUUGGUGAUCACGUGUUUGCUGUCUCUCAAUCGGGCUACGUAUGCAAACGAAGUGGUGUUACACCACUGAUUCCCGCUGGCACUGGGUGGAUUCUUGGAAUACAGGCCAACUGGAACUUCGUUAACGUGACGGGCUUCUGUAAUUGAAUUGAGAUGAAUUCAAAUUUCAACAUAUACAACCAACCAAAUAACAGUUCUGCGACUGCUUAAGACCCACAAAGAUGCUAUUGCUUCUGCUAUAUUUUACAGAGACAGAAUCUUCUUGUGAAUGUUCAUGUGCUACCAUAUUUAUUAUUUGGCACAGAUCCACAUUACUCUA
This is a messenger RNA of Anopheles cruzii, 4183 nucleotides long. RefSeq names its product tectonin beta-propeller repeat-containing protein (gene Pex23). The transcript is spliced from 4 exons. NCBI's taxonomy places the organism in Eukaryota, Metazoa, Arthropoda, Insecta, Diptera, Culicidae. Gene Ontology annotation, molecular function: carbohydrate binding. Gene Ontology annotation, cellular component: membrane. The coding region runs from base 1 to 4011 and encodes 1336 amino acids. The record is from RefSeq and is a predicted model, not a curated record.